Molecule: messenger RNA, 1263 nt
Organism: Cladophialophora psammophila CBS 110553
Lineage: Eukaryota; Fungi; Ascomycota; Eurotiomycetes; Chaetothyriales; Herpotrichiellaceae
Exons: 1
Coding region: 1-1263 (420 amino acids)
Source: RefSeq, a predicted model, not a curated record
AUGGUCAAGCAAAUGCAUGAUGUUGACAAUGGGUCUAUAAUCCGAUCUCUAACUCUCGACACACCUAGACAGGUCGAGGAAAUUGGAAUGAAAGACUCAACAGUGGAGGAUUUGAGGGAAUUGCUGAAUGCUUCUCCGCUGACCAGUCGUAUCUGCACGCCCUCCUCAACUGCAAGCAUCUGUGCCUCUUCCAUUCUCACUCACGCCACACAGAGGAGUAGUGAGACCUCAGCCAACCUCUCCCUGUCAGGUUUAGAUGGCGGAUGUGAAGGAAAAACCGUGCAUGGUUAUAGUAGUGAGGCUGAAGAUCCUUCUCUCUACAAUCCUGUCGAAAAUGAACGAGAUGACACUAGAGGAAUUGAGAACACAGUCCAAAUUCAAGCCUGUGGGAUCGGCAAUACAAGUGUUGGUGAUACCGUCGCCUUCAGAUUCCAGGGAAGUGACCGUGAGAAUACUUUGGAUUGGUCACCUCCAAAGGAACUUCAGACAUUUCGAUUCAGACACUCGUCAGACUCGUACCUUCUGAAGUCUCUUGACAUCAACAACUCCGCGCAAUCCAACAGUCGAUCUGUCUCUCUUCCAGCCCGUUGCGCGGAUGAAAUGGCUUCUUGCUUCUUGCGAUGGAGCGGGGAGACGCUGGAGGAGUUCAUUCGCGGCGUGGAAGUUGCUGAUACCAAAGUUGACAACAAGGUGAGGUGGCUAGCGGUUCUCCAGCAACCAGAUACAGUUGCAUUCCUUGGGCGGUGGCCUUCUCCUACAACUUUGAAAGCCUUCAUGCGAAUGCAUCAUCUUGAGUGGGUCGUUCGGGUGCGCGGCAAAUGGGAUUGGGAGUCCAAGGUAGCCGGCGCCCAAGAGUCUGCUCACUGCAGCGACACUGGACAUGAAGAGCCUCCGGUCGAGAAGUCUCCUGACGGCAGCAUUGGCCAGGACGGUCUUGCCAUUGUUGAAGUCGAAGACACUAUUGAGAAGCAUGGUGUUAACAACGUCCUCGAACCCGAAGAUAUUGCUCACCAGGUUCCCACGGACGGGUUUACCGGAGAUCGACUAGUCCCUGAGCACUCAAAGGCGAAGGAGCCUGCUACAGAAGAUUUUGUUGCUAAGGAUUCUUCAGCUGCAGUCUCGGGCACUCCUUCCUGGUCUGCCACUCCGAUCCUUGUGGGCGCCGCAGCCUCUGCAAUUCUCAUUUCCGCCUUCUGUCCAGCCCUCGCGGCUGUGAUGCUUUACGGCGGCAUUUCACAUGUCAAGUCUAGGUUGUGGCGAUAG